Punica granatum (pomegranate) is the source of this 1458-nucleotide messenger RNA. NCBI's taxonomy places the organism in Eukaryota, Viridiplantae, Streptophyta, Magnoliopsida, Myrtales, Lythraceae. The record is from RefSeq and is a predicted model, not a curated record.
AUGGGGCAGUUUUCAAGAAACCAUCCUAUGAGAGUCCGGAUUGCAGCAGUAUUAUUGAUCGUAUGUGCGGUUCUUGUGGGAAUAAUAGAAGCAAGAUGGAUAGAAAAAGAAGCGGUUUCAGUUGGCAAGAGUAGUCAUUCGGGAGGGGAUGUUAGAGUUUGUGGAUACACGAAAGAUGGUCGAGAGAUUCGUACUGAGGGUAGCACGGCUAGUUGCUUUGGCGGCGGACAUGGCGGGGGUGGUGUUGGUAUAGGAGUAGGCGGGGGAGGUAGUGCCGGUGUGGGUGGCAGCAGUGGUGGUGGAGGCAGCGGUGGAGGUGGAGGAGGAGGUGGUGGAGCUACAAGAGGUGGAGCUGGUGCCGGGAUUGGAGGUGGUGUUGGGGUUGGUGUAGGCAUUGGAGGUGGAGUUAGUGGCGGUGUUGGUGGUGGUGCUGGGUCAGGUGGUGGAGGUAGAGGUGGAGGAGAAGGUGGCGGAGUUGCAGGAGGUGGUGCUGGUGCAGGGGUUGGAGGUGGAGCUGGAGGUGGAGCUGGCAUUGGAGGCGGUGCUGGUGUCGGUGUAGGUGUCAGAGGUGGAGUUGGUGGUGGUGCUGGAGUAGGUGGUGGUGGUGGUGCUGGAGCAAGUGGUGGAGGUAGAGGUAGUGCCGGUGCUGGGGUUGGAGGUGGUGCCGGUGCUGGCGUAGGUGUUGGAGGUGGAGUUGGUGUAGGUACAGGUGGUGGUGGCGGUGCUGGUGGUGGGGGAGGUGGCGGUGCUGGUGUAGGCGUUGGGGGUGGUGCUAGAGUCGGUGGAGGUAUUGGAGCUGGGGUAAGCGGCGGCGCUGGAGGUGGCGUUGGUGCAGGUGCUGGAGGUGGUGCUGGAGCCGGAGUAGGUGCCGGUGGUGGAGUUGGUGGAGGUGUAAGAGGUGGGGCAGGCGGUGGUGCUAGUGCUGGAGUUGGAGGCGGAGCGGGUGUUGGCGCUAGGGGUGGAGGAGGUGCGGCUGUUGGAGGUGGUGCUGGGGUUGGCGGUGGUGCGGGUGUCGGUGCUGGCGGUGGAGCUGGGGUAGGCGGCGGCGCUGGAGGUGGCGUCGGUGCAGGUGCUGGAGGUGGUGCUGGAGCCGGAGUAGGUGCCGGUGCCGGUGGUGGAGUUGGUGCAGGGGUAAGAGGCGGGGCAGGCGGUGGUGCUGGUGCUGGAGUUGGAGGCGGAGCAGGUGGCGGCGCUGGUGGUGGAGGAGGUGCGACUGUUGGAGGUGGUGCUGGGGCUGGAGGUGGUGCGAGUGUUGGGGCCGGUGGUGGAGCUGGAGCUGGAGCUGGAGUUGGAGCCGGAGCCGGUGUUGGCGUCUCUGUGGGAGGUGGUGUUGGUGUAGGUGGAGGUGUAGGAGGAGGUGCCGGUGCCGGUGCCGGAGGAGGUGUAGGAGUCAGCAAUCGGAGAGCAAAUAAUGACAAGCCGGUCCAUUAUCAUACCGAAAGUGGGCAAACCCCGUAA